Dendroctonus ponderosae (mountain pine beetle) is the source of this 1391-nucleotide messenger RNA. RefSeq names its product 23 kDa integral membrane protein. NCBI's taxonomy places the organism in Eukaryota, Metazoa, Arthropoda, Insecta, Coleoptera, Curculionidae. The record is from RefSeq and is a predicted model, not a curated record. Gene Ontology annotation, cellular component: membrane.
ACCAUGGAAACAUCCCAGGCAGGCGAACGGUUUUCCUUCACCCAAAUCGAUCCGGUUUGGGCGAGGACUCUUUGCACCGCGAUUAAAGCUAAGUUAUUUUAAAUUGAUGUGAUCGAUUGGCGAUCUAACUGGAAAUUCAAUCACGCAAAAUGAAGCGAUAGAAGGAAAUUAAUUUAUUAAUUGUCCUUCGUGAUUAAUUUGCUUUGUUCAGUAGCGCGUCAUAAAUAUUCGUGUAGCAAAUAAUCCCGCUAUUCCUUUGAGGUCUACGUGGAAGGUCCCGAAAGCACCUUCUUGUGACGUUUUGUACUAUUUUUAUCUGGCACAUAUUUAGUCCAGGAUUUUGGAUGAAGGCGGUGUGGCAGCUGCCAGUCACAGUGGAAAACCUGGUCGAAAACCAUAUCGCGUUAAAUAUUUAUCAUUUGUUGACCGAAAGCGAGUGGUGACUCAGAAGGAUUUUCGUUAAACCACGCGAUAACGAAGGUUAUUGGGAGCAAUAACGACUACAAAACAAGAGAACUUUGGCGCGGCAAUCAGUAGAUUCGCAGUUCUCUCAGUGGAAUUUUGUGAAUUUAGCUGCGUUUCAAAAUGGGUUGUUCCGAAGGAUUAGCCAGGAUAUUCGUUUUCGUUACGAAUUUUGCCUUUUUGUUGGUGGGCUUGGCAUUACUAGUGGUGGGCAUCCUAUACAAAGUGAACUACACGAAAUAUACCGAAGCCAUUCCAGAUGACUUAAGUUCAAUACAAUAUGUGCCUACUAUUGCGAUUGUAGUGGGAGCAGUUAUUUUCUUUAUCGCCUUUCUGGGAUGCUGCGGCACACUGAAAAGUAACACCUGCAUGCUUACUUGGUAUGGAGCGAUACUGAUUGUGAUCUUCCUGGUACAAGUGGGCUUGGGAGUGUUCGCUCUCCUCCAGGUUAAGAACGAGACCGAAUUGCAAGCGCAAGUGGAAAAUCAAUUGACUACGAUCUUUGGAAAAAAUGACACUGAGUUGAUCAACUUGAUUCAGCUAAACUUCCAGUGUUGUGGCACAAAUGGUCCAAGCUCUUGGGCGCCGGCGUCCAUUCCCAAGAGUUGCUACUCCACAGUGGACGGCACACUGUUUCAAAAUGGAUGUGUUGACAGCCUAUCGAACUUUUUAACGAGUUCAGUGAAAAUUAUCGGAAUUGUUGCGAUUGCCGUUUCAGCCGUUGAGCUCAUCGGAGCCACACUGGCACUGUGUUUGACUAGCUGCAUCCGAGACAAACGUCGACUUGGAUCCUAUUACUGAGCAAAAAAUUCCACCUACUUCACCUAACACAUUUUUAAGCGUUCCGAAACGCCACUUACACACAUAGACUGAUUUCUAAGAAUAUUUUGUAAAUAGAUUCAAGUGAAUACAUUUUUUACUUACUCGAA